AUGAAUCGACUGCAAGAACGGCAAGAAUUGGAAAAAAAGAAACUGGAACUGGACCUCCAACAAAAAUUCCUAAAUGAGAAAACACAGUUGUCAGAUUCGAUGAUAGCGGAAGAGUCACGAAGCCAGCAAAGCCGCGUAAGUUAUCGCGCUAGCCUGGAGCGAGUUAGGGCAUGGGUAGAAGAAGGCGCGAAUUCAGAAGAAGGGGCAGUUGGAGGAGUGCCGAAAAUAUCAGUAGCUCCUCAGUCUAAAAGGCCCAUUACCGGGAUUGUUCAUCAUGAUUCGACGAUGAAUCACGGGCAAAAAAACUCGGCUCCAACCCAAGAUAUGUUGAUUGAUGUCGCGCAGCGCUUGAACGAAUGUAUGCUUUUUCUGUCCGGGAUGCAAUUGACUGAAUCCACGCCCGCCAAAGAACAUCACACGGAAGCAGUGAACAAACUGAACCCUCAGUCACAGAUGAAAUCAUUGGGGGCCAUCCCUAAAGCGCGUACGAACGCGAAUAACAGCAAUGCUUUCCAGCAGCAGUGCAAAGGUCAUGCGCGCGUUGUGGAAGAUAUACCGGAACAGUGUCGAUCCCUUUCCGGGACGAAUCAUACGGACCAUUCAUCACAAUUGAACUGUACUUCAAACCAAUUUCCUCCAACGAACGUUGGACCUACUCAGCAGCAACUGUCGGCACGACAAUCUUUGGCCCGAGACUUACCCAGCUUCUCGGGAGACCCAUCGGAAUGGCCGAUUUUCAUCUCUAAUUAUAACUAUACGACAGAAGCUUGCGGAUAUACGCAUGGCGAGAACCUGAUUCGACUACAACGAUGUCUAAAAGGCCACGCUCUUGAUACUGUCCGUAGCCGACUAGUGCUACCAGGGGCGGUACCACACAUCAUCGAAACCUUACGUAUGCGCUUUGGGCGACCAGAGGUACUGAUCAACUCGCUGUUAUUGAAGGUACGAUCAUUUUCGGCUCCUAGGGCGGACCGGCUAGAGAGCCUGAUAGAGUACGGUAUGGCGAUACAAGCACUGUGCGAUCAUAUCGAAGCAGCCGAUGAACAUGCACAUCUCUCGAAUCCCAUGUUACUUCAAGAAUUAAUCGGCAAACUUCCGGCAGAUCAGAAAUUAAUGUGGGCUGGGUACAAACGAGGGAUGUCGAACGUUAAUCUAAAAACAUUUUGUGACUACAUGAACGGCGUCGUUCAAGACGCAUCGAGCGUUGUGCUUUUUGAACCGGACAAAAGGGCAAUUGUCAAGGAACGAUUGAAUCCCAGAGGGUGGUCUAAUGCCCACUUGCCUAGUACCAAUGAAAGAUUGUUCGUUCCGGAAAACAUUAAACAACAUGAUUGCCUCAUGUGCAGCAAACCUGGUCAUCGUCUACGCGACUGCAACGACUUCAAGGAUCUCGACAUGAACGAAAGAUGGUAUAAAGUUCGGGAGCUAGGCCUUUGUCAAAAUUGCCUGUUCGGACACGGACGACGAUCUUGUCGUAACAGUAGUUGGUGUAACAUUGACGGAUGCCAAUACCGUCACCAUCCUCUUCUACACUCUGUUAGGAAAGUCGAAACCAUAUCAACAACGGGGAUAGCAGAGAACCACACCCAUCGAUAUCUCGAAUCCAGCCUCCUGUUUAGAAUUAUACCAGUGACCAUCUACGGGAAAUCGGGUACGCUCGAUAUAUUUGCCUUUUUGGAUGAGGGGUCAUCGCUUACACUUUUAGAUGAAGAUGUGGCCGCCAAGCAUGGUAUCCACGGCAGCGUUCAACCUCUCUGCCUACAUUGGACAGAAAAUACAUCAAGACUGGAAAAAAAUUCGCGAAGUUUAUCUUUCGAAAUUUCAGGCGUAGCACAAGGUAGACGUUAUAAAAUAGAGGACGCUCGGACCGUAAACAAUCUUAACCUACCAAAUCAGAAUUUUCACAAGGAGGAAGCCGCGAAGCGGUUUGAACAUCUGAAGCAGAUUCCGCUCCAGAGUUAUAAGAACGUUUCACCCAAGCUGCUGAUCGGGAUCGACAAUUUACGACUAGCCUUGCCGUUGAAGGUGAGAGAAGGCGACGGAUCGGGCCCAACCGCAGUUAAGACUAGACUUGGUUGGUGUGUGUACGGUCGACAGCGUGACGUGUUUUCAAAAGCGUAUAAUCUACACGCCUGUAACUGUACGACUAACAGCGAACUACACGAUGUAAUGAAGCAAUUCUUCGCGGCAGAGCAAGAGACCGUAACUCCGGCUACCAUUGUAAUGUCGGUGGAAGAUCAACGAGCCCAACAACUUUUAGAAUCUACCACCCAACGUGUGGGAAACCGGUUCGAAACCGGUAUGUUGUGGAAACAAGACAACAUUACGCUUCCAGAUAGCUCUCCUAUGGCCUUUUAUCGUUUGAAAUGCCUCGAACGUCGAAUGCAUCGAAAACCGGAUCUGAAAGAAAAUCUGCACCGUCAAAUUCGAGACUACAAGGAUAAGGGAUAUGCGAAUCUCGUAACAACGGAAGAGUUGGCGCAGGCUCAUCCGGAAAGAAUCUGGUAUUUACCUUUGGGGGUGGUUUUCAAUGCCAAAAAACCAGGAAAAUUACGAGUUAUUUGGGACGCUGCCGCCAAAGUCGAUGGCGUGUCAUUGAAUAGCGUUUUGCUGAAGGGCCCGGAUCAACUGGCAUCUCUCCCAGGUAUAGUUCUUCGUUUUCGGCAGUAUAAAGUAGCUGUGAGCGCGGACAUUCAAGAGAUGUUCCAUCAGGUACGCAUUCGGCAGGCCGACAAACACUCGCAGCGAUUCCUCUGGCGUGAUGAUCCCUCUCUGAAGCCUGAUGUUUAUAUGAUGGACGUAGCAACAUUCGGUGCCACCUGUUCUCCGGCAUCUGCUCAUUUCAUUAAAAACUUGAACGCGGAAGAACACUCCAAACUGUACCCAAGAGCAGCGCGAGGAAUCAUCGAUAGCCACUACGUCGAUGAUUACCUGGAUAGCUUUGGGAGUGAUGAAGAAGCUAAACAGGUAGCUGAGGAGAUUCGGCUUGUCCACCGCAAUGGUGGAUUCACACUUCGUGGGUGGCGUUCAAACAGCGAUCAAGUACUCGACUAUCUAGAGGAGGCAAAUUCGGGGAGUUACAAAAACCUUAAUAUACGAGACAACGAACGAACCGAAAGAGUCCUUGGGAUGUUGUGGACUCCACUGCAGGACGAGCUCCAUUUUUCUACACAAAUGAGUGAAGAAGUACAGAUGUUAAUACACAGCAAUAAUCGACCGACGAAGCGGCAGAUAUUGCGUUGCGUUAUGACGAUGUUCGAUCCGCUGGGACUGAUGGCACCAUUCUUGAUCCACGGCAAGGUGCUUAUGCAAAGUCUGUGGCGUACUGGAGCAGAUUGGGAUGACAAAGUGGAUGAUAAUGCGUUUGAAUUCUGGAGCAGGUGGGUUAAAAUGAUCGAAUUUAUUUCUACCGUGCGAAUCCCAAGAUGUUAUUUUCACGAAGCAUCUGUAGAAACAUAUACCAAUGCACAACUACAUAUGUUCGCUGAUGCUAGUGAAACCGCAUACGCUUGUGCUGUAUACCUGUGGACGAUGGACAACAACGGAAAUCCGCAAUGCGCACUAGUAGCAGGCAAGGCGAAGGUUGCCCCCGUUAAACCCAUGUCGGUCCUGCGACUAGAAUUGCAAGGCUGUGUGCUAGGAGUGCGGUUGAUGAAGUUUGUGCAAGAUUCUCUCAGUGUUCCUAUAGUCAAACGAACGUUGUGGACGGAUUCAACCACCGCACUAUCGUGGAUACAAGCGGAUCCACGUAACUAUCGACCGUUUGUGGCACACCGGGUAGGAGAGAUCCUUGAAUCGACGAGCGUUGAUGAGUGGAGUCAAAGUCAAACCCGGCCGAUGAAGCAACCAAGUGGGGAAGUGGCCCGUACUUUAACGAAGAAAGCAAGUGGCUUGGAAGAUCGAACUUGUUACAUCUCCAGGAGGACGAGUGGCCUUGUACAAUAA
This is a messenger RNA of Topomyia yanbarensis, 3945 nucleotides long. RefSeq lists its product as uncharacterized. Gene Ontology annotation, molecular function: nucleic acid binding; zinc ion binding. The transcript has a single exon. The record is from RefSeq and is a predicted model, not a curated record. Lineage: Eukaryota; Metazoa; Arthropoda; Insecta; Diptera; Culicidae. Bases 1 to 3945 code for a protein of 1314 amino acids.